Messenger RNA from Camelina sativa (false flax), 560 nucleotides. RefSeq names its product acyl-CoA-binding protein 6 (gene ACBP6). Lineage: Eukaryota; Viridiplantae; Streptophyta; Magnoliopsida; Brassicales; Brassicaceae. The record is from RefSeq and is a predicted model, not a curated record. Gene Ontology annotation, biological process: fatty acid metabolic process. Gene Ontology annotation, molecular function: fatty-acyl-CoA binding.
UGGGUCUGGGAGAGGUAUCCUCCCAUAUAUAUAUAUAUAUCUCACGCGUCGUCCUCGUCUUCUCCGUCGCUGAUUUUAAUUCUCCUCAACUUCAUACGUCUAUUAUUAUUCAUCAUGGGUUUGAAGGAGGAUUUCGAGGAGCACGCUGUGAAAGUGAAGGAGCUCACCACUCUUCCAUCUAACGAAGACUUGCUCAUCCUCUACGGGCUUUACAAGCAAGCUACAGUUGGGCCAGUGGACACCAGUCGUCCUGGAAUGUUCAGCAUGAAGGAAAGAGCCAAGUGGGAUGCUUGGAAGGCCGUUGAAGCGAAAUCAACGGAAGAUGCCAUGGGUGACUAUAUCACUAAGGUCAAGCAACUCAUGGAAGCAGCUGCUUCAACCUGAUGAACUAACAUAUGUGUGUGAUUCAUCAAAUCUGUCUUUCUGCUUUUAUUUUUAUCUUAAAGCUUCAAAUAACAUAGCUUAAGACUUGUUCUUGCUCUGGUGUUUUUAUUAUAUAAAUCUCUCUACUUUGUGUGACCUCGUCUUCAUAUCUUAAAAAUGCUUGAUAUUGGUCUUAA